Messenger RNA from Aspergillus wentii DTO 134E9, 420 nucleotides. RefSeq lists its product as uncharacterized. NCBI's taxonomy places the organism in Eukaryota, Fungi, Ascomycota, Eurotiomycetes, Eurotiales, Aspergillaceae. The transcript has a single exon. Bases 67 to 261 code for a protein of 64 amino acids. The record is from RefSeq and is a predicted model, not a curated record.
CCAAACCACGAUGGGCUUACUGCUCUUGCACAGGCGUCAAGAGGGAGGUUUUCAGUAAUCGUGCAAAUGCUAACUGAAGCAAGCGCUGACCUACACUCACACGAUCAUUCUGGUCGAACACCAUCGAUGCGGGCGAAAAAGAACAGUUCAUUCUAUCGAUAUCUACUCGAUAAUACUAACGGUUCAAAUGAAAACAACGUAAAGGAUCAGACUGCAGCAUCUCAGGCGAAAACAGAAGCACACUCUUCCGACUCAGGAUAAGACAUCGGCACUUCUUUGACGUCAAUAAUUAAUCGCAACGAGACAUUUCCUUGGCCAGCAGAUUUAAUCUAUAUUCCCUCUAUGGUUUACGGAAAAUUCCAGCCCGACUGGCAGCUCACUGGAGGAAAAAUCCCCGCAGAGGGUCUUGCUGCAGCCACG